Sodiomyces alkalinus F11 is the source of this 1399-nucleotide messenger RNA. RefSeq lists its product as hypothetical. Gene Ontology annotation, cellular component: SAM complex. Lineage: Eukaryota; Fungi; Ascomycota; Sordariomycetes; Glomerellales; Plectosphaerellaceae. The transcript has 2 exons. The coding region runs from base 343 to 1326 and encodes 327 amino acids. Gene Ontology annotation, biological process: mitochondrion organization. The record is from RefSeq and is a predicted model, not a curated record.
AUCCAUCCACACCGCUCUUGGGACUGCAAGUCUUGGCCUUAUCUGCUGCGUCUUACAACGUACGCGGGCACCCUUCCCCGGCUGCCGUUGCAUUCCUACCCGGCGACUCUCCCUGCAGCUCAGCCUACAACGUACAAGCCUACACUAUCCUCUAACCUGCACCUCUCCUGAUCCGGCUUGGCCUUGUACAACAUAUACGAUCCUCAUACAUACAUACGUCGCUUCGGCAAAAGUGUGUGAAGCCGCAUCCCCCUUCCGAGCCCCGGCCUCACAUCGGACUGCGCAGAGCCGCCCAGGCUUGGUGGCCCCCUCUUCUCUCCCCUCAUCUCCUCUCCUUCCACCAUGCCCGACUCAAGAGCGCCCCCAGCCCCGACUCGCUUGCUCGCCGUUCCGGGUCCCAUCGCUGCCCUCUUCAACCGCGUACCCUUAGCUGUGUACCCACCCAACGACCUGCCGCUCCGCUCGCCUUCCUCCGAGACGCACCGCGACACUCCUAUCCUCUAUGUCUUCACAACGCCGGAUGGCGCCCGCACCGGCGCUCCGAGUUUUAAUCCUUCUUGUCUAAAGUGGCAGACAGUUCUCAAGAUCGCCCGCCUCCCCUUCUCGACAGCCCCUUCGACGAACCACGCCUCGCCGACCGGCGCCCUCCCGUUCCUCCUCCCCCCUCCGUCCGCCAUCCCGUCGAACAACCUGCCCAUCCCGUCCGGCGACACCCUCUUCAACCACGUUCUCGCCCACGCCCCAUCUCCCGUCCCCCGCUCCCUCGCCGAACCACUCUCAACACGGCAAGAAGCCUACCUCUCCCUCCUCGAUGCCCGCCUGCGCCCAGCCUUCCUCUACUCCCUCUACCUCACCCCGGCCAACACCCCCGUCCUGUCCGCCCUCUACGUCGACCCGACCUCCAGCGCCUUUUUCGUCCGCGCCACCCUCCUCCGCCAAGUUCGCCACGCCGCCGAAUCAGAAAUCCUCAAGACCACCCGCCGGGGCUUCCUCGACGUAGAAGCCCUCUACGCAGACGCCCAGUCCGCUUUCGCCGCCCUAGAGACCCUCCUCCUCCAGGGAAUCAGCGCCAGCAAGACGGACGCCGACGAGACCAAGACUGGUGGGCCGACGUCGGCCCCGUUCUUCUCUUCUAGCGACGACGACGACGACGACGACGAGGAGGAGGCCGGGCUCUUCGACGCCGAGGUCUUCGCUUACACAAAUAUCAUCCUCGACCAGGCGUUAUGCUGGAACGACACGAGGCUCGCCGACUUGCUGCGCCGCUUCCCGGGGCUGGUGGCGCACAGGGAGCGGAUGCUGGCAACGUACUUUGGCGUAGCAUGAGCUUGCAUCUCCACGUAUUAGAAGGAAACCCCCGGCCCGUACGCCAGGCGCAGAAGACUCGCACGAUCUGCCC